AUGGCAGAAUUUAUUGAAGCUCUGUUCUAUGAUGUUGACCAAAUACUAACAGAGGAAACAAUGGUAGAAAUCUACUAUGAUCAACAAGAAGAAAUGCAAGAUGAAGACUUAGAACAAUAUGAAACAGAAAAUGAAAACAUGCAAGAAGAAGAAGAAGAAAAUGGGCAGCAAUGCACACAAGAUGUUCACAUUGCACAUGAAGAGGAUGAAGACAAUGACAUGCAAACAGAAAGAAGUUAUGUAGCUGUCUUGAAAAUUUCUCAUGUCACUCUUCAUAAUUUGAAGAAAAAGGGAAGGCUGAGAACACACAUAAGCAGUAACAAGCCAACACUGACAUUAGACCACAAGGUAGCUAGAAUAAAAUGGGUUCUGUCACAUAUAAACCCACUUACAUCAAAUGAGGACCCCACUUUUGUUGACAUGAACCAUGUCAUACACAUAAAUGAGAAAUGGUUCUAUCUCAAUUCUGAUAAGAGGAGAUUUUAUCUCCUACCUAAAGAGGAAGAUCCCUACAGGACACAACAGUCAAGAAGAUUCAAGUUUAAGCCAUUGUAUGACAGAAAUGGGGAACUACUCCAUGAUGGGAAGUAUGGAAUAUUCCCAUUCACUGUCAAUGAGAGAGCUAAGAAGUCAAGCAAAAAUAGAGCAGCAAGCACAUGGGAAACAAAGACACUCCAGAAUGUCAACAGAGAGGUGAUUAGGGAGAUGUUACCGACAAAGCCAGCACAGUCACCUGAUUUGAAUGUGUUGGACUUAGGCUUGUUUAGGUCAAUUCAGUCUUUGCAAUAUCUGUCUUUUCCUUGCAAUCUAGAUGAGCUAGUUGAGAAAGUCAUUGAGUCUUAUGACACAUUCAACCCUAAAGUCAACAAGUACAUAUGGGUGACUUUGCAAAGAUGUAUGAUAAAAAUUCUCAAGGGACAAGGUUGGAACAAGUACAAAAUACCCCAUAUGAACAAAAAUAAACUUGAAAAUCUUGGCAUUCUACCAGAUCAAGUUAAGGUGAAGAAGGAAAUUGUGAUGGAGGCUGUGGAGUACCUGAACACUAUGUUUAGACCAGCAAAUCAAGGCAAUCAAGAUGCAGCAGAAGAUAUGGAGGUAGAUGCAGACUAG
This is a messenger RNA of Chenopodium quinoa (quinoa), 1110 nucleotides long. RefSeq lists its product as uncharacterized. The transcript has 3 exons. Gene Ontology annotation, molecular function: nucleic acid binding. Lineage: Eukaryota; Viridiplantae; Streptophyta; Magnoliopsida; Caryophyllales; Amaranthaceae. The coding region runs from base 1 to 1110 and encodes 369 amino acids. The record is from RefSeq and is a predicted model, not a curated record.